GCAGACCUUGGCGGCUCCAAGGCGGAGGUCUUCGUGUCGGCAGUGCGGAAGCUGGUGGAACGCAGCAACCUCCAAUUCCAUGAGGUUGCUGGGCAGAUCCUUUUCCGGCACCGGCGCAGCUCAGUGAUUCAGGAGCGCAAGGACUUCAAGAAGGUAGCCGAGGAUGUCUCCUGGAUCUUCCGCCAAUCCAGCGACGACAAAGAAGGCGAUUCUUCGACAAAGGAGGAGGAAGGAGGCAAAGCUGGGUGGAUGGCGUCUUCGAGCAUAUGUGCGUCAAAGGUGAGCUGCGGUUCCGAGAAUGGCAGAAAGUUGUACAGCUCAUCCAGAGAAACCCCAUUCUCCGGAACCGUGUUCGCCUCUCCGAUACAGACCGGCUCUUCUACAACAUCACCCAUCGUGAUGCUGAGGUGA
Messenger RNA from Symbiodinium pilosum, 411 nucleotides. NCBI's taxonomy places the organism in Eukaryota, Dinophyceae, Suessiales, Symbiodiniaceae. The record is from the annotation of a GenBank genome assembly.